Molecule: messenger RNA, 5145 nt
Organism: Adineta ricciae
Lineage: Eukaryota; Metazoa; Rotifera; Eurotatoria; Adinetida; Adinetidae
Source: the annotation of a GenBank genome assembly
AUGUCGAAAAAACGGCAGAGAAAUGCAUUUGUUGACGAACAAGCGGAAGAAGAUUCGGGCGAAGAAAGUGACACUGAGAAAAAACAACGGAUAGCUGCUAUGAAAAAACUUAAAUCCAAUCGGCCAAUGAGUGACGAUGAUGACGAUGAUGAUGAUGCCGAUGUAAUGGACGAAGCAACGGCUACAGAAUUAAAAAAUUUCAUCGCUGAACCUGGAGAGGAAGAAGAGGAGGAAAAUGCUAAUGACCAAUCUGGUUCAGGAGAAUCAGACGACGAAGAUGAUUUCGAUGAUGAUGAUCUAGCAUUGAUCCAAGAAAAUGCCAAACCACGAAAAACACGGGUACAAAUCGAAGGUGAAGAUAGUGACGACGAAAGCCAACAAGGUGCAUUACAACAUGAACGAACAUCGAGUAGUCACAAACGACGAGAUGAUAUCGAUAGACAAAGUGUACAUAAUGAUGAUAACGACGAUGGUGAGAAUGGAGAUUAUGAAGAUGAUGAUGACUUCAUCGUCGAUGAUGAGAAUCGACCAUUACCGAAAUCAUCUCAUCGAAGAAGUCAAAAUGCACCAAAUAUCGCCGAGGCACAAGCUAUAUUUGGUGAUGAUUUCUCAUUUAAUGAUAUCAAAUUCGAUGAAAUAAACGACGAUGCUGAAGAUGAAGAAGACGGGGAAGAAGACGAAGAAGAAGAGGAGGAGGAGGAGGAAGAAGAAGGAGAAGAAGCAGCCGAACCAGAAUAUGAUGAAGAUGGAAAUCUGAUUGAAAGUGAAUCAACAACGGCAAAAAGGCAAAGAAAACGUAAAGCUCAACGGCGUAAACAAAAAGCUGAAGAAUUAUUCGAACCUGAAGAAUUGAAACGCGGUUAUCUAACAGAAACAGAUAUAAACAUACGAAGAAUCGAUAAACCGGAAAGAUUUCAAUUAAGGCAUAUUCCGGUCACCGAAGCAAAAGAAGAUGAACUUGAGGAAGAAGCCGAAUGGAUUUAUAAUGGAGCAUUCCUUAAGCCUACCCUUUCUCUUCAACCCGUCGAUGAAGAUACAGCAAAAAAUAUCCAAGUGAAGAAGAAAAUCAAAAAUGCGUUAAAUUACAUUCGUAAUGAUUCAUUUGAAGUACCGUUCAUUGCAUUUUAUCGCAAAGAGUAUAUUGAACCUGAUCUGAAAAUGCAAGAUCUUUGGAAAAUAUGGCAAUGGGAUGAAAAAUGGAUGAUAUUCAAGACUGAAAAGGAUAAAUUGAUGUCAAUGUUUGAGCGUAUGGAUAAAUAUCGAAAUUAUCAAUAUGAACAAUUGGGUGAUACAAAUGAAGAAGCACUGACCACAAAAUUGCUGACAGAUUGUGAUAUUGACAAGGAUCGUCUAGUGCGCGCACAAACUCUCGAAGAGGUCACCGAUUUACGCGAUCAAUUCCAUGUAUAUUAUAAUGCUGAUAUACCAAACAUGCGUUUGCGCGAAAAGCUGCUCGAAUAUCGUGAGGAACGCGAAAAACGUAAGAAGUUAAUAGCAAACAUGGAGCAGAACGACAAUGAUGAACAACCGUUGCCAACAAUAGAUGAUGAAGAUGAAUUGGACGAAGAAACUUUAGUUGAUCAAAUACGUGAUCAGUUGAAUAUCAAAGCACAACCUAGACAAAAAACUGAUUAUUACAGUGCUUGCAAAGAAGCGCAUUUAGAAGGUCUAGUGAAGAAAUUCGGUUUGAAACCCGAUAAACUAGGUGAAAAUCUUUACGAAAGCUAUCAAAAGAAUGAAAUCGAUCAAUAUCCCAUUGGACCAUUAGCCACAUGUGAAGAGUUUAUCUGUAAACAAUUCUCCAACACACAAGCUGUCCUACAGGCUGCGAUCUUCAUGCAUGCACGUCAACUAUCCCUCGAUCCAUUAGUGCGUUACGUUAUUCGUCGUGAAUACACUUUGCGAUGUAUGAUCAAUGCUCGGCCAACACGUCUUGGUAUGCAAUCGAUUACGGAAGAUCAUCCUUGUUAUACAAUCAAGUAUCUGACGAACAAACCGGUUAAUACAUUCACCAAAGAUCAAUUCCUUCAUUUGUAUCAAGCUGUUAAAGAUGGUCUGAUGACCGUUGAGUAUUCCAUUGAUAAUAAAGGAAUUUCUCAUACUUAUGCCGAUGAUAUCAAACGUUCGUAUACACGUGAUGAAUAUUCCGAUAAUGUUCUUGAGUGGAACAAGAUUCGUGCAAUGUGUAUUGAUCUAAUGCUCACGAAAUUUCUCUAUCCGAAAUUUCAACGAGAACUUGAAGAAAUUUUACUUGAUGAAGCUAAACAAUAUGUUAUGAAGCAAUGUUCAAAGUGUUUGAAUGACUGGAUCAAAAUGGCACCAUAUCGUCUAUCGAAUGAUGAAAAUGUUACAAGUAUAUCCGAUGCUGGUGUACGAGUUCUAUCAAUCAGUUAUUCGACCGAUCCCGAUGAUGUUUCCUUUGCUGUUAUAUUAAGUUCUGAAGGACAAGUAAUGGAUUUCAUUCGUUUACCCAAUAUUAUGUUACGAGAUAAUUAUUCGCCGGAGAAUCGAACGAAAAAAGAUAAAGAUUUCGACGCCAUUCGAGAAUUCAUCAAGCAGCGUGUUCCUGAUGUUAUCUGCAUUGGUGUGGAAAGUCGCGACGCAUUCUAUUUACGUACACGCUUAGAAAAAAUGGUUAGUGACUUACAACAUGACGAAGAACAAUUCCAGAACCUACCUGAGCCGAUCAAAGUUCUUCUAUGUGAUACCGAAUUAGCCAAAAUCUAUAGUAAAUCUCGUAAAGGCGAAUCCGAUUUUCGUGAUUAUCCUUCUAAACUUCGUCAAGCAAUCUCGCAAGGACGUUGCCUACAAGAUCCAUUACUAGAAUUCUCACAGUUAUUCAACUAUGAUAAAGAAAUUCUUCUGCUUAAAUUUCAUCCAUUACAACAUUUGAUCGAUCGAGAAAAACUACUGACUAGUCUUGAACAAUGUUUAAUUGCACGUACAAAUGAAGUUGGUGUCGAUUUAAACCGUUGUAUUGCAUAUUCUCAUACCGCCAAUGUUUUACAAUUUGUCUGCGGUCUUGGUCCGCGAAAAGCAACACAUUUGAUUAAACACUUCAAACAAACCAAUUCACAAUUAGAAAAUCGUACAUUUCUCAUUGUUAAUUAUCCGAUGGGGAAAUGCGUGUUUACGAAUUGUGCAGGAUUCAUUAAGAUCAAUACGGACGCUAUGAAAGAAAGUAAUUCAUAUAUUGAAAUCUUGGAUAGCACACGUAUACAUCCGGAAGCUUAUGAUUGGGCACGAAAGAUGGCUGUGGACGCCUUAGAUAUCGAAGAAUCGUCCGAAAUGGAACCGAGUGCUGCCUUGGAAGAAAUCUUUCAAAACUCUGAACGGCUGAAAGAUCUCGAUUUAGAUGCAUUUGCAGUCGAAUUAAAAAAUACUUCUUAUGGAGAUCAAUCGAUCACUCUAUAUGAUAUACGUGCUGAGUUAACACAUCGAUAUCGCGAUGUACGUGUUCGUUAUGAACCCCCUAGUCCGGAAGAUUUAUUUCAUUUUAUUACCGAAGAAACGCCGGAAACAUUUCAUUUGGGUAAACUCAUUCAAUGUCAAGUUUAUGACUUUGCAAGAAGACCACCGACACGUGAACAACUCGAAGGUGCACAGCCAGAAAAAGACGAAGCAACUGGAAUGUUGAAAUGUCCAUUGUGUCAUACAGAACGAUUUCACAAUGUCAAAGAAGCAUGGAAUCAUUUUGACUCAAAGAACAUAUGCAAAGGAAUACCAGUCGGUGUACGCGUUCGUUUGGAUAACGGUUGUACAGGCUUCAUAAAACUUCGUGAUUUAUCUGACUCCCCAGUGACGAAUCCGUUAGAACGAGUGAAAUUGCAUCAAACUAUCUAUGCGCGUAUUUUAAACAUCAACAUUGAACGGUUCAGUGUGGAUUUAACAUCAAAAUCGAGUGAUUUACGUGAUGAUAAAGAACGCUGGCGACCACAAAAAGAUUCAUUUUAUGAUCGUACACUUGAAGCAGAAGAUCUGACUGAAGCAGAAAAAGAUAAACAAUUGAAACAAGCAGCUAAAGAACGUAGUUUUAUUAAACGCGUCAUUGCUCAUCCAUCGUUCAUGAAUAUAAACUAUACUGAAUGCGAACGCAUUCUCGCAAGCAAAGAUUUAGGCGAUGCGAUUGUACGGCCAAGCUCCAAAGCAGCUGAUCAUUUGACAAUCACAUGGAAAUUGGUCGAUGGUGUUUUGCACAAUAUCGAUGUUAUUGAAAAAUCGAAAACGAAUCAAUUCUCGUUGGGUAAACGCUUGUUAAUUAUCGAUCCACGUACACAAGAAACGGAAGAAUUUGAAGAUUUGGAUGAAAUUCUUGCACGUUAUAUCAAGCCGAUGGCAGACACAGUUGCUGAUAUCAUUUCGCAUAAAUAUUAUCGUAAUUUAGCUCAACCAUUACCAUCCUCGACACCAUCAGGUGCAGCGACACCAGCACAAGCAACAAAUACAACACCAGCAGCAACAGCAAUAACUUCAUCAACUUCGGGUCUACCACCAUUGACGAAUGAUGCACAACGAAUUCUCAAUAAUCUUCUCAUCGAAGACAAACGACGCAAUCCGACACGUAUACGUUACUACAUUACAAUAUCGCGUGAAUAUCCAACAAAAUUUCUUCUGUCAUAUAUGCCAGCGCGUCGACCCGUACACGAAUAUUUUACUAUUACGUCCAAUGGUGUUCGAUUUCGUUCGAAAGUGUUUUCAUCGCUAACGGAAACAUUGAAUUGGUUCAAAAUUCAUUACAACGAUAACGCAGUGACACCGUCACCAAUGCGUCCAUCGUCAACCAACAUUCGCGCUCCACCAUCACUACAGCCGCCACCUUCAACUCAUUCGAUGUCAAUAUGUUCAACUCCACUCACGUCUGGUUCAUCAAUGGUUUCAUCUGGUUUUAGUCAACCACCACCGCCCAUGCCUACGUCAGGUUUCAGUAUCCCACCUCCAACAGCUGCUGCUAGCGUUCUACCGACAGCACCGCAUACCGGCAUGGUCACAAGUGGCUUUAGUCAACCACCCCCAACUAUGGGUACAAUGCCAACAGUUUUGCCACCACCUCAAAUGAUGAUGCCGCCUGCGAAUUUCUUUGCUUAUUUUCAACAAUAUCAACAACAGCAACAACAACAGCAACAGCAGCAGCAACAACGGUUUUGA